AUGCCAGACAGGAUCCCAGAAUUCAUUAUCCAGAACUUCCUCUCCCGCCAUACGGAACCCGUUCCACUUGCAUCCUUGCCCGAAGACGAAGACCACUGCCCCAUAUGCUUGCAACCAUACACUUACAGUGAACAGUGCACCCAUCCCGACAUUGGCGAAGGUGACCCAGAGUAUCCCCUCAGGAUAAUAAACUGUGGGCCAUGCCAGCAUGUUUUGGGUCGCCGUUGCGUGGAGCGGUCUAUCCGCCAAAACCACGCUUGGAGCCAUGCGUGUCCUUUGUGUCGACAGCGAUGGCUUCUUCCGCGACAUGCGGGACGUAGCGAGUUGCUGGCGGAUAUCCGGAGGAGUUUGCAGCUGUUGGCGGGGAUGGAGAGGAGUGAGGUGACGGGGAGGGGGCUGGACGAGAUUGAGAGGUUGAUGUUGAGGUCUGAGGAGAGGUUGCUGCAAACGAGGUGGCUAUGA
Molecule: messenger RNA, 462 nt
Organism: Westerdykella ornata
Lineage: Eukaryota; Fungi; Ascomycota; Dothideomycetes; Pleosporales; Sporormiaceae
Exons: 1
Coding region: 1-462 (153 amino acids)
Source: RefSeq, a predicted model, not a curated record